Molecule: messenger RNA, 6325 nt
Organism: Coregonus clupeaformis (lake whitefish)
Lineage: Eukaryota; Metazoa; Chordata; Actinopteri; Salmoniformes; Salmonidae
Product: calcium permeable stress-gated cation channel 1-like
Exons: 22
Coding region: 496-2748 (750 amino acids)
Cellular component (GO): plasma membrane
Molecular function (GO): calcium-activated cation channel activity
Source: RefSeq, a predicted model, not a curated record
AUUCAUUUUAUAGAUCUAUUCCACAGGAUAUUGUGUAAAAUGAUAGAUUAAUUAUGUUUUUCCAUACAGUGUAUGAUGUGCUCUCCAACACAUUCUCUCGCCUUCAUAAUAACUCGCUGGUUCGCUCUUCCUGUGUGUUUGAGAGCAGGGGACAGAGGUCUAUUCAGUUGUCUUGCAAUUGACCAGUUGGCCGGAUGUUUUUGAUCCAGCCCCAAACCAUUAUUUUUGUUUUUUUUGUCUGAUAUGAAAAUAAAAUGUUUUACUGACACAUUUUAAUGACAAAAAUAAACAAUACAAUGUACUGCGCUAGUCAGUAGUAGGCACUGUAAGAAGCACCUGGAGUGACGCGAUGCCUGCUGUGAUUGGCCGAGAUUUCACAACGCAGUGGACUGCUCACGUCCUUUGACCUCCCUCACCCCUACAGCACCGUUUCUUUUGCUGAUCUUCUCCUGUUUGAGGAAGGCUGCGUGGGACUACGGCCGUCUGGCUCUAUUGAUGGAGAAUGACAGCCUCACGUCCCUGUUCUACGGCGAGCAGAGUGAGAAGGAGAAGUCCCCGUCAGAGUCCAGCCCGUCAGACUCCGAGACCAAGGACUUGGGCUUCUGCUCUUGGCUUACAACACUCUAUCAUAUGAAGGAUGAGGAGAUCAGGAGUAAAUGUGGCAUCGACGCUACGACCUACCUGUCCUUCCAGCGCCACAUCAUCCUGCUCAUGACCGUGGUCUGCCUGCUGUCUUUGGCCAUCAUCCUGCCUGUCAACUUUUCCGGGAACCUCCUAGGGGAUAAUCCAGAAAAUUUUGGAAGAACAACUGUGGCUAAUCUUCAUGCAAAGGACAGCUUCCUGUGGCUCCACAGUAUCUUUGCUCUGCUCUACUUCAUCAUCACAGUGCUGUGUAUGGCCCACCACUCCUCACGCCUGGAGUACAGAGAGGACGAGAAGGUGGCCAGGACUCUCAUGAUCACCUGCAUCCCCAGAGAGAUCUCAGACCCAGGCCUCAUCACAAAACACUUCCAUGAGGCUUACCCCAGCUGUACUGUCACUGACGUCCGCUUCUGCUUCAAUGUACACAAACUGAUGAGGCUGGACUCUGAGCGACGGAAGGUGAUGAAAGGAAGGCUGUAUUUUACCACUAAGGCCCAGAAGGAGGGGAAGGUCAUGAUUAAGACCCACCCCUGUGCUACCAUCUUCUGCUGUGACGUGUGCGGCUUUGAGCAGGUGGAUGCAGAGCAGUACUACAGUGAGUUGGAGGAGAAACUGACUGAUGAGUUUAAUGCAGAGAAGCAUCGGAUCUCGCUCAAGAGGCUGGGCAUCGCCUUCGUGACCUUUCGGGAUGAGAGGAUGACUGCUGUUAUUGUCAAGGACUACAGCCGGGUCCGUUGCCGUCGGAGACCCCAGCAGUCUAGCAUCACCACGGUAGUUCAGUCUCACAGGUGGGGUGUAGGCUACGCCCCAGCUCCAAGCGACAUCAUCUGGGAGAACCUGUCAGUGUGUGGCUCCCGCUGGUGGCUCCGCUUCAUCCUGCUCAACAUCCUCCUCUUCCUCCUCCUCUUCUUCCUCACCACGCCCGCCAUCAUCGUCAACACCAUGGACAAACUCAACGUCACCCGGCCUGUUGACAGCCUUAGGAGCCCGAUCAUCACUCAGUUCUUCCCUACCCUCCUGCUCUGGGCGUUCUCUGUCCUGUUACCCUUCAUAGUCUACUACUCUGCCUUCUUUGAGUCUCACUGGACCAGAUCCAGUGAGAACCAGAUCACGAUGCAUAAGUGCUUUGUACUGCUGGCGUUCAUGGUGAUCAUCCUGCCCUCGCUGGGUCUAUCCAGUCUGGACCUGUUCUUCAGGUGGCUGUUUGAUGUCAAUUUCCUGGAAGACAAGAAUAUUAAAUUUGAGUGUGUGUUCCUUCCUGAUAACGGAGCGUUCUUUGUGAACUACGUGAUCACGUCCAGCCUGAUCGGCACGGCCAUGGAGCUGCUGCGUAUCCCAGCUCUGAUGGUGUAUGCUCUGCGUCUCUGCUUGGCCAAGCCCGGGGCCGAGCGCAUCCACGUCAAACGGAGCCAGGCCUAUGAGUUCCAGUUUGGUCUGCAGUAUGCCUGGACCAUGUGCAUCUAUGCUGUUAGCAUGACCUACAGUAUCACGUGUCCCAUCAUUGUGCCCUUUGGGCUGCUCUAUCUGAUCCUGAAACACAUGGUGGACCGUUACAACAUCUACUAUGCUUACGUGCCCACCAAGCUCAACCAGCGCAUCCACACUGCAGCCAUCAGCCAGGUCAUCGUGGCGCCCAUCCUCUGCAUGUUCUGGCUCCUGUUCUUCUCCGUGCUCAGACUGGGCCCAAUGCGUCCCAUCACCCUCUUCACCUUUGUGUCCCUGCUCUCCUGCCUUGCCUUCUCCCUCCUUGGCCUAUGCCUUAGGAAACAGCCUGACAAGUCAUCAAGCUACCAGAUGUCUGACCAGGUGUCUGCUGACCAGCCAGCAGAAGGGACCUUCGCUAAUGCAGAGAGAAGCUCCACCCCAUCCACCACCCCAUCUAAUCUGUUUGUGGCAUCUGUGUUGCUGGAGCCGGAGCUAGGCCUGACCCCGAUGCCCUCCCCAGCUCACCAGAGCUACGGGACCAUGGCCAGCUCCCAGGACAGAGAGGAGGAGGAGGAGGAGGAGGAGGAGGACCAGGUUGAAACCGUUGAGACAGAGCUCCAGGCGCCCCCAGACCCCUACUACUCAAGACCCCUCAUGGACAACCCAGUGGGUAACCAGUGACACCCCCCCCCCCACCCCCACCUCCAUGCCUACGCCUGUGAUAUAAGAGAGUGAAAGAUGCCACAAUGCUGCAUAUUUACCUUUUAACCUCAGAAUCACAUCCAACUGCCUCAGCCCCUCUGACUGGACCAUGUUUGUGAGAGACCAUUUGGAUUGUGUCUUUGGCAGUUCUUUGGAACCCAAGGCUGAAGUAAUGUCUUCCCCAGCCCUGUGGCGGGGAUGUGGGGGCAGGAUGCAAGUGGCCUUCCCUCCCUCGGUGUACAGGAGUCAAAGGGACCACACCACAACAUCUCUCAAAGCUGUCAUCAUAAAUGAACCAUACGGAGGAUACUUCAAACAAAAGUGCUGUCGUUUUCUGACUUACUGCUUUAUAGUUUUCUCCCUUUCUUCCCUCUUAGUUGUGUGGAGUGAAUGAACUGUUCCACACUGUAUGUGACCUGCCUGGGGGUGACUGUGUAGCGAGGAAGGACACUAUUUGUGUGCGCCACUGGGACAGGAGUAGGGGUGAAUUUCACCAACUCAGUAGGUUUUAACCGAUUGACCCUACUAGACAGAAUGGUCUUGGCUCUAGGUGAUCUGGCUCUGGUGUGGUAGAGCUCUGUGAGGCAGAGGGUUAGGGUUGCGGGUUGUAAUCAAGCCAUCUGCAGUGAGAGAACAGGACAGACGGAGGGAGGGCAGAGUGGAACUCAGAGCUCUAACACUCCCUAUAGAGGAGAAGGCACAAGGAACCCAAUGGGACCUGAUACUAUUGUAUUUUUUGUCAAGGUUUUUAUUUUUGCUAUUCUGUACUUGCCCGUUGUAUGUGAUAUUAUUGUGCUGAAGGGCGAGGUGCGGGCUGUGUAUUGUUUAAUAACAAUUUAUUUAUGGUGCCAUCCCAUUAUUGUUUAUAAAUAUUACCGUGACAAAUGUGUGUUCUUAUUGGACAAGUCCAGGUACUCCUCCAUUUCAAAACAGGAUCUCCAAUUUACUUAGGUUUUAUGUUUUCCAUAAAGGUCCGGCAGCAAAAAUAGUCAUGAAAAAAUACGAAUCGUACUCUAUUGCAUCGUGGUUUCAGUAGUCCAAACCAGUCCUCUCCACUGCAUGUUGAGAAUGCUGUAUAAGAGAAAGGAUUUGUCUGUACAUUGUUAUACUCCGUCCACACAUCAAACUAAACAGCUUUCUCUAAUGCCGCAUAAGACUCAGCUGACACAGUCAGUCAUACGGUAGCCUUUGCAAGUUUUGUAUUGCGAGUGUUUUGCUGCUCGAGGGAGGGGAAGUUUCCUUGCCAAACUGAAUGUAAACUGAUUGUGGUUUGUAAUCGUGCUCUCUUGCUGUGCCUUGAAGAAAGUCUCCCUUUCAUCUGACAAACCAGCAUGGCCUGAAAUAUGCUGCAUGGACUGAAAACUAAAGACCAGGGAAAAGAGGGAGACAGACUUAAAUAAACAAACACACAUAGAGUAGCGUAUGUACACAUUCUGGCCAUAGUUCUAUCAAACGCCACCCAUAACCAGCUAUUAUCUUACUCCCAUCAUUUGUGUGAGCAGCCAUCUUCCUAUGGAUAGUUCCCUCAACCAAUAGACAAGCAGGGUUUAAAUAAGUAUUUAAGUAUUAUGUCAAAUUAUUAUUUUCUGUGUAUUUGAGUAUUUUCAAAUAAUGUGGCCAAAGUCAACUACUUCUAUUUGAAGUAUUUAAAAGUAUUUUCAAAUAAUUUCCUAUAAAUAGCCUUUUAUUUGAAACUAUUAAAAAUAAAAAAUCUAAAUAAUACCCCUAGGACCAGGUUCAAAUGCAUGGUAUUAAAAUAUUUGUAUUUUUAAUACAAUUGUCUGUAUUUGAGUAUUUUCAAAUGCAUUCCAAUACUUUCCAAGUGUAUUUAAAAAAUACAUUCUAAUAUUCAACUGCUUGUAUUUUCAUAACAAAAACAUCUGAAUACCUACUUCAAAAUGUCUUUGAAGGUAAUUUAAAUACCCUAAAUAGUAUUUGAACCCAGAUCUGACAAGUAGUGCGCUCCACAGACCACUGAGCUAAUGAUGUUGACUCAUUAUGCACUGAAUAUAUUUGCUAGUCUCAGAUGUCUUAGAAUGGGUUUUUUCAAUGGAAUCAUUGUGGCUUAAGGUGCCUUGUUGUGGGUGUCACUCUCUCUGUCUUUGCAGUUUCUAACUGCUAUAUUCUGUGAUGAUAUAGCCAAGCUCUUUGUGAUAUAAUGGAAUUUGAAACUUGUUUCUCUGGUGUCUUGGCCCUUCCUAAAAUGUUAUGAUAAGCUGUAGUUAUGUUUGUCAUUCUGUCAUCAUGCAGAUGUUGUGGUUCUUGGUUUUUCCUGAACCAAAAGAAAGCUACAGAAUUUAUAGAAUAGUACUCCAAAAUUAGAACUGUAAAAUUGUUCACCUAAGAAAUUUCACCCAAAGUUACAGGUCCAGUGUACUUUUUUAGUGCAGUCCUGGGAAGGUUGUCAUUUUAUAGUAAUUGAAGUAUAUUAUUAUUUUGUUGUUGUUGUUAUUAUUAUAAUAAAUAGUGUUUGUUAGAAGUGGUUUUGUGAAACGGACAGAAUAUUAUAGGAUAAAUCUAGUGUGUCUUAUAAAAUUGAAGUUAUUUGUUUAAUUUCAGGAGGAAAUAGAAUUGUUUUAUGAACAAAGGUCCAGCAUAACAACAAACGGAUCAUCCCAAACGAGUCACUAUGUUAUGUUCACAGUGCAGGCCUAGGCUACCAUCGGAGAUGUUAAUUGUGGAGAGCACCACAGUAAAAUCAGUUUGAACAGCACAUCAGAGAAACCCUAAACGAAAAAGUCCCUAAACCCACCAAAUGUGUGCUAUGGAUUUUAGCUUUAGUAUGUCGUUUCACAGGUCAUGAAGUUCAUUAAAGGCGUUACUUGGUCAAUCCGACGUCUGCAUUGCCCGUGCAGCAUUUACGGCGAUACGGCCUCUGCAGAAGUCAGGGCAUUAAUACUUCUUGUGCUUCGUGGAGCAACGCAGAGCUGUUGUCAAGGAAGUGAGUUUGUGUUUAUAUAGGACCUCAGGCCCUCACCUACCGUCAACCAAUCAUGUCAAUGCGGAGCUAUACGGAGCUCUCCGCAUUCUUACAAAAUUUGAGAGGGCACAGCGAUGCGGUACAGAGCUCAAUUUGGCAUCUGCGUGUCCCCGUAGGCUCCGCAAUUGCGUCACACAAUCCAUACUGUGCCUCCAACCACAUUUUCAGAUCAUGCAUAAAUUGUCUCUUAUUCUUUUCCUAUAAAAACAUGUUCAUCAAUUAAUUUUUUAUGGUGGUCACAACGGUUGAGUAAACAUCAAAAAGUUGAGUAAAGAAAGCUUGGUUCUUUAUGUUCCAAUAAUGCAUGGAGGGAAUGUACUUGUAAAACUUGCUGUGAUUUGAUUCCUAAUUAGCUCUGUUGUACCUCUUUGUCAUUUGUGCUCAUACAUCAAAUGUUCUUCCCAUGGGUGCCCCUGCUCUAUUUUGGGGAUCCAGUGGUUUUCAACUUUGGCCAAGCUCUUAUUUUCAUCCUUUACAGGAAACUGGUGUGUCCUUUCUGAAGUACUACUUAUAGAUUUCUCUGAACCAUUUACUUUUGCAGGGAAAUAAAGUAAAACAAACAUUCUGUCAUCUUGA